This is a messenger RNA of Fundulus heteroclitus (mummichog), 6617 nucleotides long. RefSeq names its product collagen, type XVII, alpha 1b (gene col17a1b). Bases 411 to 5816 code for a protein of 1801 amino acids. The record is from RefSeq and is a predicted model, not a curated record. Lineage: Eukaryota; Metazoa; Chordata; Actinopteri; Cyprinodontiformes; Fundulidae. The transcript has 55 exons.
CAGUAGCGAGAAGAGGAGGAGUUUAUCUCCUUUCUUUUGCCUCAGUACAAUCUGUAUCUGCAGGGGCUGAGAAUAUGACAACUUAAUUGGAUGUCUGUCCCCCCGCCUCAGGCGCAGUUUUUUCUUUUCUUUUACACGCUCAGCUUUCUGUGCCGCCCUGCCACACCUGCCUGCCAAAAGCUGGGGCUCUGAUGGGCGCGGCUCGGACCGGAGCCCAAAUCUGUGUUUUGACUCGCCUGGGAAAGUUGAGCGAAAAGGCACAAAAGAAGCGAGGACUUCGCGGGGGGAACAUCUCCGCACGCUCUCUGCGCGCCAGCUCCAGUCUGACGCAUUGUUCUUCCACAGGAUAAGUCGCCGCGUCCUCAGGGGAGGCUGACUGCUAUAAGGAGAUCGCUUGAAGAUAAGAUGGGAUGGACGAGUUAACAAGGCAGAUGGAGAUCUCGGGAGAAAAGGUUUUGACAGAAACCGUAACCUCCACGACCAGACUGACUUCUCUCCCACCGAAGGGAACCAGUGGAUCAAAUCACAGGAAUAUGUCCAGCGGUGCCGGAGGGCUGGGCUUCGAGAAGAAUGUCUUAACGCAGAACAGCGGUGGAACCUACUUCUCUUCAUCCUCCAUAGGUGUGACCAGCAACUACAGCUCCUCCUCGGGGAUCUACCUCGGAGGAGACUCCUCGGGAGGAGGCGAGGGAGGUGGGAGCUACGUAGAAGGAGAGGGCUAUGGGAGCGCAGGAGGCGGAAGAGGAGGAGGCAGUGGAAGCAGUUAUCUGGUGACCUCCGUGUCAAAGGCCCGGUCCAGCUCGUCAGGCGGUACCAGGCGAGCUCAGACUGCUGGGUCAUCAGCGGGACUGUCGCCAGGUUUCCGGGAGAGGAAGACCAUAUCCAGCCGCUCGGGAGGCUACGACGGGAGUUCCAGCGGUAACUCCUCCCCAGAAUUUCCACGCAAAGACUAUGGGAACUACUGCUCCAGUGCUACCAGAGGGAGGAGCGAAAGCAGAGAGAGUGAGAUCAGAGCCAGAUUACAAAGUGCCUCCCCAUCUGCCGGAAGAUGGGCCGAGCUGGAAGACGUGAAGAAGCUGCUGAAGGGACGCUCCAGCAGCGUCAGUCCCACCCGCUCCUCCAGCGCCUCCAUCACCCUGCCAGUGCCUAAAAAGGCCGGCGUGGAGACCAAGACCGUCUCAGUGGCCACGCAGUCGGCUACAACUCUGUUUGAACCCGUUCAAACAAACGGCUUCCACACCAUCGACGUGUCCGGCCUCUACGACAGCAGACUGACAUCCAGGCAGCGUGACACCGGCGUCCAAACAGGCCAGCCUGUUGUCACAGUAAAGUCCUGCCACUGUGACACUGGAGUCAAAUCCAGCCUGUAUGACGUUAGCCUGAGUGCCGGUCAGUACGACACCGGGCUGAAGUCAAGCCAGUACGAUGUCUGCCUGGGUUCAGGUCAGUACGAUACCGGUCUGAGGUCAGGCCGAUACGAUAUGAGCCUGAAAUCAGGGCAAUAUGAUACUGGCUUUAAGUCCGGCCAGUACGGCACCAGCGGGCGAUCGGGCCAGUACGACACCCUGGAUUCAGCCUUUCCUACGUUCACUUGGUCCACCUCCACGCUGCCCCCCUCCUCCACCACCACCGUCAUGGCUGGGAACAGCAGCAGCUACACCUACCAGCAGGGCCAGGUCGGCACCAAUAACAUGUCAGGAGGCUCCCCGCCGCUCAGCCCGGUCCCACAGCAAUCUCUUUCAGUUUACGGCUUUCAGAAUAACCUGGCUCCCACCUCUGUCGGUGUGCUGUCCACCAGCGGCACCGCCAACCUGGGAGGGUAUGGCCCUCAGAAGAACGUGUCCAACGGCGGCGCUGCCAUUAGCUCAGGGGUCUCUACAGCCACAAGGUCCCAAACUGACGAUGUCUAUAAGAGAGACUAUAAAUAUAUGGUUUCUGAAAAGGAGAACGCUCCAGCCAGGAGGGAAGGAGAAAAGCUCAUUUUGGCAAAAGACAGCGGCAAGCAGUUUACCACCACCACCAGCAGCACUCAUGUAGGAGGAGGUUCACUGUCAGGAGACUCAAUGAAGAAGGAGAAGCUUAUUUCCAGCUACAUUGAUUCGGGCACUCUGAAAACAGAGACAGGCAACUCGUACUACGGAUCAUCUGGAGUCCUGAUGAAAGACAAGGCAACCUAUGCAGAGAUCCACAGGGACAGCGGCGUCUUUGGAGGAGGUGGAUUCUGCUGCUGCUCCGACUCCUGCUGCUCCUGGUGGAAGUGGCUGCUGGGUUUGCUCCUCCUCUCCCUGCUCCUGCUCGGGCUCCUGUUUGGCCUCAUUGCACUGGCCGAGGACAUAAGGAAGCUCAAGAAACGAGUGUACACUCUGGAGAAUGAGGCCGCGGUCUUCGGGGCUCGCACCGGGUGGAAGCCGGGUUCCUCCAAUGACAUCAACACCUAUGUGACUGGCGCAGGUGGAGGCGCAGGUGGAGGCACAGGUGGAGGCACCGGCACCGACAACACGCUCCUCCUGGGUGUCGGAGGAGGAGGUGGCUCGGACUCCAAAACACAAAUCACGAUUGCUGGUGCUGGUACUGGUACUGGUACUGGUGGUGGUGGUGGUGGUCGAAACGAUGUCGACAUUGGUAUUGUGGGUAUCGGUGGUGCAGGAGGUGCUGCAGGAGCUGGAACCAGCUCCAGUGGCAGCGCUGGUACUCGUUUCAGUGGAAGCUCUGGUAGCACCUCCAACGGGAGCAGCGGAGGGACUGGUACCGGUUUCAGCAGUGGCACCAGCUUUGGGACUGGAGCGAGUGGAAGAUACAUAGAGAACUCCUUGCUUCAGACGACCAUCCAUCAAAUGUUAAUGAGUGAGAUGAAGUCGCAGGCAUUCAGAGCUGUUCUGGCGUCCUCAGUGCAGGGGGAGAGAGGAUUACCUGGACCUAAAGGGGAUCCUGGAUUGAAAGGAGAACCUGGUUUCCCAGGGAUUCCAGGUGUGCCAGGUCCGAUAGGACACACCGGUCCUGAGGGUCCCAAAGGACAGAAAGGAAGUCAAGGUGAACAUGGAACGGAAGGACAACCGGGUAUCAGAGGCCGCGAAGGACCGACUGGGCCUAGAGGCGACCCGGGACCUCCAGGCUUUGGACUGAAAGGGGAUAAAGGGGCUCAAGGUGAACCUGGAUCUGUUGGACCUGCUGGUCCCCCUGGCCCAAAAGGUCCGCAGGGAAUCCAAGGGUUAAAUGGACCACCUGGUCAGCAAGGUCCUCAGGGCUUCCGUGGUGAGGCGGGACUGCCUGGACCAAAAGGCGAUAGAGGGCUUGCUGGAUUUCAAGGACUCAAAGGUGAAGCUGGUGAAAGAGGAGUCAGGGGUCUUCAAGGUGAACGCGGUUUACCAGGUCUCCAAGGGCCACCGGGAGAGAAAGGCUCCAAAGGAUCUAUGGGAUCUUCCGGACAAGAUGGUGAAAAAGGAUCCAGAGGUGACCAAGGACCUCAGGGACCUCCUGGCAUCAGGGGACCUGCUGGGCCUCCUGGAGAUGCUGGACUUCCAGGAACACCAGGGCUUCAAGGACCACCAGGAAUUCCAGGAAAUCCUGGUCAACCCGGAGCCAAAGGUGAACCCGGCCAGGCAGGACGAAUCAUCAAUGCAGCUGGCUCUGCUGCUGUUGGCAUCCCAGGUCCACCUGGACCUGCUGGGCCCCCUGGCCCUGCAGGUCCGCCAGGAUUAUCAGGUCCCAUUGGCCCCGCCGGUCUGCCUGGCCCCCCUGGUCCUAAAGGUGACAGAGGAUAUAAAGGAGAGCAGGGAGAGUCUGGAUUAACAGUGAGAACCAGUGAGACUAUCAGCUCGUCUAUAGCGGACAGGCAGUACGGUGCUGGAGGAAGCGCAGCCCUGCGGGGCCUACCUGGCCCACCGGGUCCUCCUGGGCCUCCUGGACGACCAGGUGACUCCAGACAAGGACCUCCUGGACCACCGGGGCCUGCAGGUUAUGGCAGACCAGGACCUAAAGGAGAGAAGGGAGAUGCGGGCUUUGCCUCAGGCUCAGGAUCCUUUUACCCUGGACCACCAGGACCCCCUGGGCAGCCUGGACCUAAAGGAGCAUCAGGUUCUCCUGGACCCCGCGGAUACACGGGUGAACAAGGCCCACCAGGUGUCCCUGGGACCCCAGGAAGGUCAGUAAGCUCCACUAAUUAUGGAGGAAAUGUAAUCCCUGGACCUCCAGGUCCGCCAGGACCUCCUGGAAUACCAGGAUUACCUGGAGUUAAAGGAGACGAUGGACGCCCAGGAAUCCCAGGCAGAGGCUCAGUGUCAGUCACCUCCGGCCCUCCUGGUCCUCCAGGUCCUCCUGGUCCUCCUGGCCAGCCGGGCUCCUUGGCUUCUUCCACUGUGAUCCAGCAGUACAUUUCAGACUACAUGAGUAGAUACAGACUGAGUGGUGUACAGGGCCCCCCAGGUCCACCUGGGCCUCCUGGACCAUCAGGAACCUUCUCUGGGUCUAUGGAGGACAUCUCUGCUCGCAUCAUUGCGUACCUGCGACGCUCAGAUUCAGGCUUCAGCAUCGGAGUCCAGGGACCUCCAGGGCCACCUGGUCCUCCUGGACCUGCCUCUGGAUCCCUGACCGUCAGUGCUCUCAUCGCCAUGCUGCAGAGAGAUGAUGUGAGAAGAUAUCUGUCAGGACCACCAGGGCCACAAGGACCUCCAGGCCCACCGGGGGCCUCAGGAGGACUUUCAGGCACUUACAGGAUAGAGGAGGUAGCCAUGUAUGUCUUCAAUAUAAUGAAUGAGAGGGGGAUCGCCAAAGGUCCGCCAGGUCCACGAGGGCUUCCGGGUCCCCCCGGAGUUCCAGGGUCAAGAAGCACUGGCAGCACCACUGUGGAGGUCGACUACGCUGCGCUGAUGCGAAAUUCAGACUUCCGCUCCUGGAUCUCUUCCGCUGUGCAGCAAGGUCCCCCCGGUCCCCCAGGUAUCCCAGGGCUGCCUGGCUCUCCUGGUCCUCAGGGGCCUCCGGGGGUCUCCACAGCCACCGUCUACGGGUCAGGAGGCCGUGGCUACAGCCUGGAGGACAUCCAGCGUUACAUCCAGAGUUCUGGGUUCCGAGGUCUUCCUGGCCCCCCUGGUCCUCCGGGCCCCCAGGGACCACAGGGACCACCAGGCACUUUCACUGGAUCAGUAUCCUACAGUGGGAACCUCCCUCGGGAGAGCAUCCGUGCCGAAAUUCAGGAGUAUAUAACCAGUGACAGUGUUCGACGUACCAUUGUCGGACCUCCGGGUCCUCAAGGUCCAAAGGGUCAGAAGGGAGAGCGUGGAGAGCCUGGCUACUCCCAGAGCUACAUACAGACCCAGAGCUACCAACAGGGCGACGAUCGCUACGCCUCCCAGCGCAGAGACACCGAUGUCAGCAAGCUAACCGAGAUGCUCGACUACUCCAGCGUCGCCAUGAAAGUCACUGACUACAUCAAGAAUCAAGGCCUGCUGCAGCAGUACGUCGCUGAGGGUCCUUGGAGGACAAACGUCCGAGCAGUCCGGGGACCCCCGGGUCCCCCUGGCCCUCCAGGACCUGCUGGUUACAGCCGGGUGAUCGGGUCCUAUGGCAAUGUCACAGCUGACCUCAUGGACUUCUUCAGGAGAUACGGCACCAUUCCCGGGCCCCCAGGAAUCCCAGGAGAAAAGGGAGACAGAGGGUACCCAGGACCCAAAGGAGACAAGGGUGAUCCAGGACCUCCGGGUUUACCUGGAAUCCCAGCACCCUACACGGUCCAGAUUCCACACAAAGUGCAAAAGAGAGAAGCGGGUGAUAAAGGGAUGGGACGUCAAAAACGUCAUCGGCGUCGAGCCGGCGGCGGCUGAAGGCGGUUCUGCAGGGUGAUGCAAUAUUCCAGUUCAGCUCUACUUUUUUUUUUCCUCUUCCUUUUUUUUUUUAAAUUUUAGUUCUUAAACUGUAAAAAAUAACAACAAAAAAACGCUUUUUAUUGUUUAAUUUCAUGAAAUGGUUGUUUUGGGAAAAUAACUAUGCGUCCGCCUUAAUAAAAAUGCUUCUCAUAGAGGUGUUAGCCUGUGGUUUUCAAAAGGCGCAGACCUUGAUGUUCGCCUUGUGGGUGUAUAAUGUUUACUUUGCCUAGUUAGAAGCUUGCUUUCGCCUUGUCUGCGGCAGCUUUUUCCAAGCAAUAAGUAGCGGUUGCUUUGCACUUCAAAACGCGGGCAUCUGGCGUUUUUACUUUUUAUAUUUGCCGAUAUUUGGGGAUUAUAUGUGUCGAGGACUAUAGAAGUGUUGAAAAGCAUUUAUUACAUGUUUGCCCCGUAAAAAUAUCCAAAACCGUUUAGCCUUAAAGAAACACAAAGCUUUAUGUGAACUUGACUCAGUCUCAGUCAAAGUGGGGGUCAGUUUCCAAAGAGUUCAGAUUUACUUGAAAGGUUGUUUUUUUUUUUUGGGUAUAAAGAAGAUAAAUGUGUUUGUAUGAUUUUAGAGGGAUGGACUCGGACGAUGGUUGAGACGCGACUGAUUUAAUUGUAUAUUUUUGUGUGAGAGCACUGAAUUUGAUAUAUUCUACAUGCCGUCAAGUGUUGGAGAGAAUAAAUUAUAAACGUGGUUGAACCUUUUCCAUUAAAAUAUUUGAUAAGACAAAAAUAAAUCUAUUUUUGGAUUUGGGA